Erigeron canadensis is the source of this 1825-nucleotide messenger RNA. RefSeq names its product phosphatidylinositol N-acetylglucosaminyltransferase subunit A. Gene Ontology annotation, cellular component: glycosylphosphatidylinositol-N-acetylglucosaminyltransferase (GPI-GnT) complex. The transcript has 9 exons. The coding region runs from base 262 to 1590 and encodes 442 amino acids. Gene Ontology annotation, biological process: GPI anchor biosynthetic process. Lineage: Eukaryota; Viridiplantae; Streptophyta; Magnoliopsida; Asterales; Asteraceae. Gene Ontology annotation, molecular function: phosphatidylinositol N-acetylglucosaminyltransferase activity. The record is from RefSeq and is a predicted model, not a curated record.
CGCCAAAAAUAAUUAGUGGAUAACAAAUCGCUUCCCCACCUAAUAAUACCCCUCAAAAAACACCCGCCCUUCUUUCUCCCAUCUACUUCGGCACCACCACCACCAAGUACUCCACCGUCUCCGCCAUGGUUAAUCAGUGCCACUGUCGCCGCCUUGGUUAAUCAGCGCCUCCACCACCGUGUAUCAUCAUCUCCCGAAGUUAAUCAGUGUCACUCUCCGCCGCUUUCCAUCGAUUCUGUGUGAUUCCGAUUAUCUUCUGUUAUGGAACAGAACAAGGGAAGACAUAACAUCUUGAUGGUAUCCGACUUUUUCUACCCUAACUUUGGAGGCGUGGAGAAUCACAUAUAUCUCUUAUCGCUAUGCUUACUGAAGCUUGGCCAUAAGGUGGUCGUUAUGACUCAUGCUUAUGGAAACCGUUCGGGGGUUAGGUAUAUGACGAACGGCUUGAAAGUUUAUUAUGUACCUUGGAAGCCAUUUCUUAUGCAAAAUACAUUACCAACUUUCUAUGGAACGCUUCCAAUUGUGAGAACGAUUCUUAUUCGUGAAAAGAUCUCACUAGUUCAUGGACAUCAAGCCUUUUCAACUCUUUGUCAUGAAGCUUUAAUGCAUGCACGUACAAUGGGUUACAAAGUUAUAUUCACUGAUCAUUCAUUGUACGGUUUUGCUGAUAUUGGAAGCAUCCAUAUGAAUAAAGUACUACAGUUCACUUUAGCUGAUGUGAGUGAAGCCAUUUGUGUCUCGCAUACAAGUAAAGAAAACACAGUUUUGAGAUCAGGGUUGCCCCCAGAAAAGGUUUUUGUUAUACCGAAUGCUGUGGAUACAACUAUGUUCAAGCCUGCCCCAGAGAGACUUAGUAUGGACCCAAUUGUUAUUGUUGUCAUAAGUAGAUUGGUUUAUCGAAAGGGUGCUGAUCUGCUGGUUGAAGUUAUCCCAGAAGUAUGCCAUUUGUACCCCAAUGUGCGGUUCAUCAUUGGAGGAGAUGGACCCAAGAGAGUAAGACUGGAAGAGAUGAGGGAAAAACAUUCUCUUCAAGAUCGAGUUGAUAUGUUAGGUGCAGUCCCACAUGCUAAAGUGAGAUCUGUUUUGAACUCCGGCCAUAUAUUCUUGAACAGUUCUUUGACAGAGGCAUUCUGCAUAGCAAUACUAGAGGCUGCUAGUUGUGGAUUAUUGACAGUGAGUACGCGCGUUGGUGGUGUUCCAGAGGUUUUACCAGAUGAUAUGAUUGUUCUUGCUAAGCCAGAUCCAAGUGAUAUGGUACAUGCAAUUAAGAAGGCAAUCCGGAUACUUCCUCAGAUUGAUCCUCAAGAGAUGCACCUUCGUAUAAAAGGCAUGUAUAGUUGGCAAGACGUUGCCAAAAGAACAGAGAUUGUGUAUGAUCGUGCCAUGAGAUGUUCAAAUCAAACCCUCUUGGAAAGACUCCCAAGGUACCUCACAUGUGGUGCUUGGGCAGGCAAGCUCUUCUGUUUAGUUAUGAUCAUUAAUUUCAUAUUAUGGAGGCUAUUACAAUUAUGGCAGCCUGAUUCUGAAAUUGAGCUGGUACCUGAUAUUAAAUACAUGGAUCUAAAAAGGGAUGAGAAUGUGACCAACUGACCAUAAAUCCUGUUUAGAAGAUGUAUGAUCAUAUGCAGAUCUAAUUGCAUUACCAAAGUCCACUGAUAUUACUAAUCAUUACAGCAUCACUAACAUCUUGCAAGUAAAUAGGUAUACUUAGAUUUGAAUUUUCAAAAGCAAACCUACUUUUGAGAUAAUUCAGGCUAUAUGGCAAACUAAUUGACGUUCAUGAGUGAGGAGGAGUCUGUAUAAGUAUCAUCUCGUUUAUCUUCUU